Messenger RNA from Punctularia strigosozonata HHB-11173 SS5, 1851 nucleotides. It is a transcript of the gene Pslcc9, whose product is annotated as laccase. The record is from RefSeq and is a predicted model, not a curated record. Lineage: Eukaryota; Fungi; Basidiomycota; Agaricomycetes; Corticiales; Punctulariaceae. Bases 86 to 1678 code for a protein of 530 amino acids. The transcript is spliced from 20 exons. Gene Ontology annotation, molecular function: oxidoreductase activity; copper ion binding.
CUUUCUGGAGCGCUGUUGCUGAACGUCCGGGGACUGGUCGCUCGACGACAUCGACUCUUCGAGCCUCCCCCUUGCGGUCGCCACCAUGCUCGAUCUAUUCACUUCCGUUCUGCUAUACUUGGUAGCAUCGGGCUCGGCUGCCACCCUCUCUCUGAAUCCUUCGGCGGCAACGACUACUUCAAUCGUACAGGCGACGUCGACGAUCACGGUGCAGAACAAGAAGUUAGCUCCCGAUGGUUACUCGCGCGACACGGUCGUGGCGAACGGAGUUUUUCCUGCCCCUCCCCUGAUCGGGUACAAGGGUGGAAAGUUUGAGCUCACCGUCAAGAAUCAGCUCUCUGAUACGGCUAUGGACCUCCCGACAAGCAUCCACUGGCAUGGAUUAUUCCAGAAAUCGACCAACUAUCAGGACGGCGUAGACAUGGUGACCCAAUGCCCUAUCAUACCUGGCCAUUCGUACGAGUACAAAUUCAGCGUUCCAGACCAAGCCGGUACGUUCUGGUAUCAUUCGCACUACAAGACCCAGUACUGCGAUGGCCUCCGUGGUCCUUUGAUCAUCUACGACACAAACGAUCCACAUGCCAGUUUGUACGACGUCGACGAUUUGAACACGAUCGUCACUCUGGCAGACUGGUAUCACAUUGUCUCGCCGCUGGAGACACUCGGCGCCGGUGCUGUGGCCCUUCCCGACGCCACCUUGAUCAAUGGUAAAGGUCGAUCGCUCGAAACGCUCGACGCGGACCUGGCUGUUAUCACGGUGACGAAAGGCAAACGGUACCGAAUGCGUUUGGUCGCUAUCGCCUGCCACCCAAAUUGGAUAUGGUCCAUUGACUCGCAUACCAUGACGGUUAUUGAAGUGGACGGAGUUAACGUCCAACCGUACACGGUCGAUUCCAUUCAGAUUUACGCUGCUCAACGUUAUUCGUUCAUCCUGAAUGCAAACCAACCCGUCAAUAACUACUGGAUUCGCGCUGUGAGCAACCUUACCCCGGUCGGCACGAUUGGCGGCCUCAACAGCGCUAUCCUCCGCUACUCCGGUGCCCCUGCCGAGGAGCCCACCACGUCUGACAUCAGCUCGAACCGUCUCAAUGAGCAGGCCCUCAAGCCUCUUACCGCUGCUGCGGUCCCCGGCAGCGCGACCAAGGACGGCGCCGAUGUCAACAUCAACCUCGACAUCGAGAUCAACCCGCUCACCCUCCACUUCACCGUCAACGGGGACGAGUAUGAACGGCCUUCCGUACCCGUUCUCCUUCAGAUUCUGAACGGAGCGAAUGCCUCCGAGCUUUUGCCCAAGGGGAGCGUAUUUUACGUGCCGAAGAACAAGGUUAUCCAAGUGUCCUUUACUCAGCUUGUCGGCGCUGUCGGCGGUCCCCAUCCGAUGCACUUGCACGGUCACCAGUUCUCGGUCAUCCGCAGUGCGUCGAAUUCGUCGUAUAACUACAUCGACCCGCCCGUGCGAGAUACUGUGUCUGCCGGUACCGUCGGCGAUCUGGUUACUAUUCGCUUCACCACCGAUAACCCGGGACCUUGGCUCCUGCAUUGUCACAUCGAUUGGCAUUUCAACGCUGGUUUGGCCAUCGUCUUCGCCGAAGAUCCCGCAGACACCCCCACUGUGGAUGCGCCCACGACUCAAUGGAAGGACCUCUGCCCAGUAUACGACAGCUAUAUCGCGUCGUAAAUCAGGACCCCUCACUACCACCAGCUCCAUCGCAGUAGCGCGUCCAGGAUGCAUCGCCUCUGCACUUGUGUAUUCCUCGUCUAUCCUUCCGAUCACCACACUCGCUCACACGAUUCCUGCAUUUCCCUCUCUCCGGCAUAUUGUCCUCCUCGCUCGCUCGCCGUGAAUACACG